Messenger RNA from Saccharomyces kudriavzevii IFO 1802, 1155 nucleotides. RefSeq names its product fatty acid alpha-hydroxylase (gene SCS7). The transcript has a single exon. Bases 1 to 1155 code for a protein of 384 amino acids. Gene Ontology annotation, biological process: fatty acid metabolic process; lipid biosynthetic process. Lineage: Eukaryota; Fungi; Ascomycota; Saccharomycetes; Saccharomycetales; Saccharomycetaceae. The record is from RefSeq and is a predicted model, not a curated record. Gene Ontology annotation, molecular function: fatty acid 2-hydroxylase activity; iron ion binding; heme binding. Gene Ontology annotation, cellular component: endoplasmic reticulum; membrane.
AUGUCGACAAAUACUUCCAAGACUUUAGAGCUGUUUUCCAGGAAAACGGUAGAAGAACACAACACUGCUAAGGAUUGCUGGGUUACUUACCAGAACAGAAAAAUUUAUGACGUGACCAAGUUCUUGGGCGAGCACCCUGGUGGUGACGAGUCCAUCUUGGAUUACGCAGGCAAGGAUGUUACUGAAAUCAUGAAAGACUCCGACGUGCAUGAACACAGUGAUUCCGCAUAUGAAAUCUUGGAGGACGAGUAUUUGAUAGGCUAUUUGGCUACGGACGAAGAGGCAACAAGGUUGUUGACCAACAAGAGCCAUAAAGUUGAAGUACAGCUGUCUGCUGACGGGAAGGAAUUCGACUCCACUACCUUUGUGAAGAACUUGCCCACAGAAGAGAAACUAAGUAUUGCCACUGAUUAUGGCAAUGACUACAAGAAGCACAAGUUUCUGGAUUUGAACCGUCCCUUGUUGAUGCAGAUUCUGCGUAGUGACUUCAAGAAGGAUUUCUACGUUGACCAAAUUCACAGACCAAGACAUUACGGUAAGGGGUCUGCGCCAUUAUUCGGCAAUUUUUUGGAGCCAUUAACUAAAACUGCUUGGUGGGUCGUCCCAUUACCUUGGUUGCCCGUCGUUGUGUACCAUAUGGGAGUCGCAUUGAAGAACAUGAACCAACUAUUUGCAUGUUUCCUAUUCUGUGUCGGUGUCUUUGUUUGGACCUUGAUUGAAUACGGACUUCACCGUUUCCUGUUUCAUUUCGAUGAUUGGUUACCUGAAAGUAACGUUGCAUUUGCUACUCAUUUUCUACUUCACGGUUGCCACCAUUAUUUGCCCAUGGACAAGUACCGUUUAGUUAUGCCACCUACUUUGUUUGUCAUACUUUGCGCACCAUUUUACAAGUUGGUGUUUGCUCUGUUGCCAUUGUAUUGGGCCUAUGCUGGGUUUGCUGGUGGUCUUUUCGGUUAUGUCUGUUACGACGAAUGUCAUUUCUUUUUACACCAUUCCAAACUGCCUCCGUUUAUGCGUAAGCUGAAAAAAUAUCACUUGGAACAUCAUUACAAGAACUACCAACUGGGCUUUGGUGUCACUUCUUGGUUUUGGGAUGAAGUAUUUGGCACCUAUUUGGGUCCCGAUGCUCCAUUGUCCAAAAUGAAGUAUGAGUAA